UUGGCCCUGUGAAGGUUCUAUGCCCCAGUGUAGGGGAAUGCCAGGGCCAGGAAGUGGGAGAGGGUGGGUUGGUGAGCAGGGGGAGGGGACAGGGAAUAGGGUUCCCCCGACCCCCGAAGGGAAACUGGGAAAGGAGAUAUCAUUUGAAAUGUAAAUAAAGAAAAUAUCUAAUAAAAGAAAAAAGUAUCCAGUUUUCAAAAUACCAGUUAGAAGUCAGUGUAAUGGAGUUAUGGACUAACAUAAAAUUAUUGCAUAUAUUCUUUGAUUCUGCAAACGGUGAGCUAUGGAUACAGAGCAACCAUGGUCUAUAGAAGACUGCCAUCUUAAAAGUUAUCACAAUAUAUGUACAUUGUGAUGAGAGCUGUAGGAGAGACAGGAGGAAUAACCAAGCUAUCAAGGAAGCAACCAGUGGCCCUGUAGAGGACACACUUAGGCUGAUCUUGAAAGCUCACGAGGAUUUUGUGAAGUGAUGAGAAAGAGCACAUCCCACAUAGAAAGAGUAUGGUGACAGUCACUCUAGGAGACAGUGUAGCUGGCUCUGGGGUCUGUGAACACAUCAGAAUGGUGACAGCAGGAAAGUAAAGGUUGAGGAGGGGGUGGUAAAAACUCACAGAGGAGUAUAUUUAUGUCAUCAUUGCUUGCCUGAAUUGUAAACUUCAUGCUACCAGGAGUCAUGUCUGACCCAUAUGCCAGUACACUCCAAGGUCUAGUAGCUUCUGUAUAAGUAUUUAUUGAACUUAUCGAAUGUGCCAUUGCACAUUCAUAGAAGGAAACAUUUUUAAUUUUUCACAUAAGGCAAGGGGAGUCUUGAAUGUUUGAAGGAGAGUAUAUGAGCAUGAGAUGCCUGACAGCAUGGAGGAUGAGUGAGUAGAGAAUGUGCGAGAGGUGGCUCUGGUAGACUGGUAGACUGUGGGCUUCUAAACUUCACAGUGUACUCGUUGCAGACUGCAUUAGAAAAACAGAAGAGACAGUGCUAGAGAGGAUUAUCUGUAAAAGGGAUAAAUGUUAUCGAGUGACAUUUGUGUUCGUGCAUGCGUGCAUGUGUAUUGUAAAUAUAUGUCUUACGACAUACGGAGCUUGAAACCCACUGUGUUAGAUGUGGAUGAUGGAGAAGAAAUAAUAAAUAAGUAAUUUUUGAGGAAAGUAGAUGUGAGCUUAAAAUGUUAUUAUCUGUGUAACUCUCAGGGGAAGUAUGGUUUUUGUUCCUGUAACAAAGCAAAGGUUUAUUUUAGUUCCAUUUUAGAGAUUUUAAUUCAUGGCUAACUGUCCCUGUUGGCCCUGUGGUACACAGUGAUUAUGGUAGAAGUGUGUGGCAGAGGAGCUACCUGCCUCAUGGAGCCAGGAAUGAAGGAAAGAAGGGACUGGAAUUCUAAUAUCCUUUUUAGGGAACCCCCAUGGCACAGCUUCUGUGAGAUCCCACUUCUUUAAGGCUCUAUUGCCCCUAGUAGCACUAAGGGCUUAGCACUAAGCCUCUUACACAUGGACUUUUAGUACUUUUAAGAUCCAAAACAUAGCUGUAAGUGAUGGCUUAGCCUAUUUCAGUAUUUAUGUCUACUUAGUAUUUUUCAUUGUAUAUUAAAACUCUGGCAUCCCGGUUUAUUAGGUGUGACAGUACUUUGUUGUAAGCAACUGUUGUAAAUGCCACAGAAUUCUCUGUUUUAAAAGUGCUUAGGGCUGGUGAGAUGGCUCAGUGGGUAAGAGCACUAACUGCUAUUAUGAAGGUCCCGAGUUCAAAUUCCAGCAACCACAUGGUGGCUUACAACCAUUCUUAAUGAGAUCUGACACCCUCUUCUGGUGUGUCUAAAGACAACUACAAUGUACUUACAUAUAGUAAUAAAUCAAUCUAUGAACCAGAGCAAGUGGAGCCUGAACAAGCGGAGGUCCUGAGUUUAAUUCCCAGCAACCACAUGAUGGCUCACAACCAUCUGUACAGCUACAGUGUACUCAAAUAUAUAAAAUAAAAUAAGUAAAUCUUAAAAAAUAUUAAAAAGUGCUUAGCCUGCAGAUUGUAGGAUGAAGCCUUACUGUCAAAAAUCAUGACAAUUAACUGAACUGUUUGAUAUAAUUAAUGGCUACAUUCUUUGGUUUCUGUCCUUCAGGCAAAGGUGCUUAGUUUCAUGAGUCAUCGAGAAGCCCUUCUUCCUACUUUGAUCGUUUUGUCAGUAUAGUAGACAGAGUCUGCUAGAGUGUCAAUAAAAUUACAAACUUAUUUUUCUGUCCUGCCUGUGACAUGUAUAUUAAAGAUAAAAAGUUAUUCAUUAGGCUAAGUUAUAUUUGCUGUUAAGAAAUGUAGUGUCCCCCUUAAAAUCAGUCUAAUUAAAUAACGGGGUUAUGUGGAUUUAUUGGGUAUGACUUUUCUGUGAAAUGACAACAUUUUUAAAUAUUUAAAAUUUAGUCUGUUCUGUACCUAACUCAUUAUUGGGAAAUCAUGCUGACUUUCUAAAUUUGACAAAAGUAAGAAACAAAUUGUAAACAAUGAAUAUCCAGCUGUAACUGAUACAUUCAAAUGUGGAGGCUGUUUAGCUUUCUCUUGAGGUCUCAGCAUACAGAUCUGUGUUUAUGAAAUCCCACCACUAGUUGUGAGGCCUCAGACAAUCCACCUCACAGUACUGAGCUUCUUCACUGUACAACAGGGUUCCUUUGUUAGGAGUUUUGUAUGGAUUAGUUAGGAAAGCACACAUAGAACCUCAUCAUACUGCACAUGAAGUGAAGCAGAGCUCUUGGUGUCUGCCCUUCACAUAGUCCCAAGAGAUGGGGUGUGCAGGGGUGUGGUGAGGGGGGAUGAGCUCUCAAACAGUCUGGAAGGUGUCAGUAGAGUCUGGAUAGUUUUGGUAGUUUAUUGGGGGCAGGUAAAAAUGAUGCUGUUCUUUUCUUAGUUCUUGUGUCUUGAUUAAAGGACUUUUAAGACCUGUCUGGAUGUGAGAGAACUGCCUCCAGAGCAAGCCUUAAGCUGAUCAGAGUUAGCACAGGCUUCUCUAAGAAAGACUGCUGUUAGUUGUCAUAGGACAUUUCAUGCAUGACAUUCUCAGUGAAUAAAAAUACUAGCUUAAAAUCGUUUUAAGGAACUGCCUUAUUUCUAUGUUAAAGGAAGCUAUGCUGUCUUGAUUAGACAGUUUUUAUCCAUUUUGUUUAGAGAAUUUCCUUGCAUUGUGAAUAGACACUUCCAUCUGGUAAAGUUCUUGUUGUGGGUUUGGUUCCUUCCAUAUUUAUAUAUUUCUUCUCUGGAAGUUUGGUUAGAUGUCAAAGAUGUCUCCAUUGAAGAGCAGAGUGUGUUUGUAAAGGCUCUCUGCUCACACAGGCUCUAUUGUCAGUCAAGCUCUUCCCCAUAGGCUGAGUCCCAUUGACCAGUCUACAGAACAGCUUUGAAAGUUGGCUGUGUGCCAGGCCCCACUCGAGAGUCUGAGGAGGUGGACUACAUACUGUCCUUUCUGUGGGAGGACCGUCAGAGACAAAGCAACAAAUCCUGUGUUGCAGAUGUGAACAGAAAGUUGUGGAGUGCUGACGAGCAUGGUUGACAAGCACUGCUGACUGCCUGGGUCUGAAGAAAUGUGUCUCAAGGGUGCUGUUUGUCAUUCACAAAAAGAUUCUGACAGCAGCCCAUGGGGUAACACCUUCCAGGGUGUGUUUGCACGUCCAAUCUGUAUGAUUCUGAUAAAAAAUCAUAGCAAAAACACUAGCUACCCUUUCACCUUGCAUGUAAUUCUUUUUACUAGUUUCUUUUUUGGAAUAUAUGUUAAUAUUAUGUCUAAUUUGGAAGUUGACAUGCACACAUAUUGAAUGUAACACUGAAGGUUGCAAUAAAUAGUAAAAGACUCAUCAAGUUGAUUCCUGGGUUAAGAAGAGAUCUAAAUGAGGAAUGAAGGGUUAUAGGUUAUGGCAAAGAUAAUUAAAUCAUGAGUGGUUAUUAGACAUUUCUCAUUUUAAAAAAAUCUAAAUUCUAAUCUCUAAAAAAGAUUUAGUGGUUGCUAUAGCAACUAUAUUAGUUUCCCGUUGGUGUUGUUAGUGUAUAACAAAUUACCACAUAUUUAUUUUCUUAAUAAUUGAUUUGUAGGGGAGGGUGCACAUGCCAAGUCAGGCGUGUGGAGGUCAGAGAGCUACUUAGUGGAGAUGGUUCUCUCCAUCCACUUUUACUUGGGUUUUGGGAAUCAGAGGCAGGUGACGAAGCUUGCCUGCUAAGCACCUGGGCCUGCUGAACCAAUACAUUUGUUGUCAGGGUUUAGUUGGUCAUGCCUAACACAGGUUGAGGCAGCUAAUCAAGGUGUCCAUGGUCUUUAGUCCACGCUCUCCUUAGUGAAUCCUGUUUUUGGUGUUCUCAGCCUCUCCUCCAGUCAGUCAGCCUUCACAGGUUGUCUCAGUCUCUUUUCUGCAAUCUCAGAGCCAGCAAGAGCGGACUGAGCCUCUUGGUGUCUGACUGGCCUUUUAUUUUUUUGCCUUUCUCCUCAUUUUAAAAGGUCUAGUGAUACUACAGAGUCAACUCAGAUAAGUAGACUAAUCUUUUUCUUCACUAGCACCCUGAAUUCUAUCAACAUAUUUCAGUUCCCCUUUGUAAAGUAAUAUAUGUUCUGAGAGUUGAGGGAUUCAGAUAUGUGGGCACUGUCUGAGAUGCCAUUAUUAGACACUAACAUUAGGCUGCUUUUUAAUAAUAUGGUCUGCCAAAACCAGCUUAGAAGCGCCAUGAUAACCCAUGUGAAGUUUUAUUUUGAAAAAUGCUCUCAACCUCUUUGAUCUUUAAUCAGUUUUAAAACAAGCUUUAUGUCAUGGAUUUAAACAACAUCGAAACAUUUGUCAUAUCCAAAUUAUGCCUCAGCUCUGAUUUCAAUACUGAACCUAAGACUGAAAUGCAGCUGCCAGCUCAGUUGGCUAUCCAGUGGGCCUUCUUAAAAAUUAAAUCUGGAAGUGGGAGAUGGCUUAGUAGAUAAAGCAUUUGUCAUCCAAGUGUGAGGGCUGGAGUUCAGAUCCUUAGCUCCCACAUAAAAACCUCUCAGGCAUGGUCACAAGCCUGUAUUCUCAGCACUCUAAGGCCGAUCUCCAAAGCGAGAUAGCUAACUAGCCAAGUGGGUGAACAAAGUUCAAAUUAGAGACCCUACCUCAGUCUAUAAGAUGCAGAGCAAUCAAAACAACAUCUGCAACCCCCAGUCUCCACACACAUGACAUAUACAUAUCUGCCCAUACCCAUGCACACAAACAUGUCCCCAAACAUACAAAAUAAUAAAAAUAAAAAUGGAAGUCAUUGUAUCUAUCUAUCUAUCUAUCUAUCUAUCUAUCUAUCUAUCUAUCUUCUGGUCAUACCUCAAACCUCACUUCCCAGUCUUCAGCUUUCUGUGGCUCAGGGUAGACAUUUACCUGAGACUUAACAUCUUGUAUCCCACAUCUUGUAUGAAAACAGCUCCUUCAGAAUUCACAUGGAGUUUGACUGAAUAUCACCUGUACUUGGUCUAGGACAUCAUCUCCUUGGCAGUUACAGUAAUUCCUGCACUGUUUUCUCAUCUUGUUCUGUGUCUCACUCCCUGCUACCUACUUUGAAAUUUUACAAAUUUUACAAAUUUUGAAGUAGCCAGAGAUCUUAAAAACAAAACAAAACAAAAAACCCAAAAACAACAACAAAAAGAAACCAAACAGUAAUGAGCUGGAGAGAUGGCUCAGCAAUUAACACUGGCUGCUCUCCUCCAGAGGUCAUGAGUUCAAUUUCCAGCACCCACAUGGUGGCUCACAACCAUCUGUCAUGGAAUCUGAUUCCCUCUUAUGGUGUUCAUGAAAACAAAGCAGUCUUAUUAUACAUAGGAUGAAUAAAUAAAUAUGCAUGAUAAAUUCUUUGUCCUGGCUUCCCAUGUCAUGCAUUUAGUACACUCAUUUGUCUGUAAAGCCCGUGUUCAUCCUGUCUUUGACUGUCUCUCCUGUAUUUUCCCUGUGACUCAUUCAGAUCCAGCCACAGUGACUGACUGACUGACAGUACAUUGAUUUUCUCCUAAGAACACAAACUUCAUGAUGGCAGUAAAACUUUUUGUUGUUGCUGCCGUAUUUUCAGAGCUAGACUAGUGUAUGAUCGUAGUAAAUGCUCACAGUUAUUGAAUGAGUGCUUCAUAAUCUUCAUGGUUUGGGGUCCCCUCAAUGUAUUACUUUGGGCUUGUUUGGUAACCAGAAGUACUCAUGGUAUAUUUUACAUAGCUCUAAUUUGCCUUUAGCCAGCAUGUGACAUCAUCAUUCCUUAGGAUGGUAGGACUACAUAUGAUAGAGCGCUCUGUGGACAUCAUUCCUUAGGAUGGUAGGACUACAUAUGAUAGAGCGUUCUGUGGCACGGAGGUGUUUUCCUCUGCUCACUGGCCUCUCUUCACCUUACUAUUUCUCUUACACACUUUGAAAGGUAGGCAGUUACAAAAACUAUUUCUCUUUUAGCCACAGAACAGCUCUUUUGUAGUAACAUACUUCAUUAAGAGAUAAUGUCAGAAAGAGCCUAAAGUCUUGGAUUUUAGUCCUGCCUCUGUGACAGACACUUGAUGAAUUUUUGAUUUCUCCUUUGGUUAAAUGAGACCAACAACUGUCAUCCUACUGUCUUCAUGGGACUGGAGAAUAAUAGAAAGUGUUUGAAGAUGGUUCAUAAACUCUAAAGUGCCAGGAAGGUGGAGAAGUAAGUUCAGAUCAACUGUAUCUUUUCUUUGUGGUUGAUUGUUUUUAAGUAACUACAGCAUACCUGAUGGGUCAGCUUUAUGGAGUCAAUGGGCAGGAAGCUCUUUGGCUUCUGUUUUCUGUCCCUUAAUGCCGCACCCAAAUCUAUGAUCUCCACUUCUCUUUCCCUUCCUUGCUGAGGACCCUUUCUCAGAUUUCUCACUCUGACCUCUGUUGCUAGAGUCUCAUCACCCUUCAAUUCUCAUGGUCUUCUACAUGUAUAUACUAUUGUAUGCUGCUGCUGCUGCUGCUGCUGCUGCUGCUGCUGCUGCUGCUGCUGCUAAGAUUGAUUGUGUUGCCCAUUACAACAAAGGAUAGUUUUGGCCUCAGUUUUUUGUCCUGGUUCAAACCUCAUCUCUCAUCACUAGUUCUGUAUAUCCAAGUUUUAUACCUUCACCGACUUUCCCAAUCUUCUCUAGUAUGGCAAGGACCAGACCAAGUACCUACACUACACUGAAUUUACACAAUUUAAGGCCUCAGCCUGGAAAACCUGCCCCAUCCUCCUUUAGCAUUUUUAUUCUUUUGGACUUAGUCCUGGCAUUGACUCUCCAGUGACUUGAAUUCCUCAGCGAGAGUUAGCUCUUGUGAUGUUGACUUUUCCCUUAGUACUUUGUGCUUUGGGCUGUUGGCUGUUUUGUUUUGUUUGGACAUGGUGUGUCUUAUUUCAUGAGUUCUUGAAGUACUAAGGCUCCGUCACGGAAGAGAAUGAAGUAGUCUUUUUAGGAAGCUGCAGUAGGUUGAAUAGGAAUCUUCACAGGAUAUGUCCAUGUCCUAACCCCUAAACCUGGAAAUGUGACCCUACUUGGAAAAUCAAUCUUUUUGUUGGAAUUCAGCAAUUACUUUCAACAUUGUAGUAAUUUGUUAGAACUGCUCUGAGGAACUAAGUAGAAGAUUAAAGCAGAUGGCUGUGUAUCUGUUACUGUUCUCAUCACUGACCAAAAUGACAGAAGCAGGUGACUUUAGGGGAGGAAAGCCUUAGUUUGGCUCAUUGUCCCAGGUGAUUUCAGCACAUUAUGGCGAGGAAGACAUGGUGGCUGGAACAGAUAAUGGGGCUGUUCAUAUCACCCAGGCAUACAGAAGGUCAGAGCUUGGGGCCAGAAGCAAAGAGAACCAGUCAAAGCUUCUCCCAUGGCAAACCACUGUGUCAGCCAGGUCCCACGUCUUAAAGGUUCUACAGCUUCCUAAAACUGUCAGCAGUUGGGGACCAAGUAAUUCCACACAGGAGCCAAAGGAACCAGGUCAGAUUUAGGCUAGAGUAGCAGGAGCACCUAGCACCAUGUAUGUCACCAUCCAUAUCUCACUGUUAUUCUGAUGAUCUGGGACCUACAUGUUCUCAGAAGGAAUGGCUGAAUAAAAAUAGUUCUUGCCUGUGAACUCUCUGUCUGGUUGCACUGGUAGUGUUGAUAAGAAUUGUACAUAAGGGUAUGCUUGAAGAAGCCUUUGGAGACAGAUCCCUCUUAUUUUUUCAAAGGAUUUAUUAAAAAAAAUUUAUAAUUCUGGUGUGAUGGUGUACACCUUUAAUUCCAGCACUUUUGAAAGGCAGAGGCAGGUGGAUUUCUGAGUUUGAGGCCAGCCUGGUCUACAGAGUGAGUUCCAGGACAGCCAGAGCUACACAGAGAAACCCUGUCUCGAAAAAACCAAAAACAAACAAACAAACAAAAGAUAUUUAAUUAGUAUGGGUGUUUUGCUGGAAUGAAUGCCUGUAUACUUGUAUGCAGGAUUCUCAGAGGUCAGAAGACGGUGUCUGAAACCCUGAAACAGGAGUUCAGACACUUGUGAUCUGCCUUGUGGGCGCAAUCCAGGUCGUCUAGAAGGGCAGCCAGUGCUCUUAACUACUAAGACAUCUUUCUAACCCCUUAAAUAUUUAUUUUUAUUUUUAAUUCCAUAUUGUGUGCAUAUGUGCAAGUGAGUGCGGGUGCCUACAGAGCCCAGAAGAGGGCACCAGACCCCCUGUAGCUGGACGUAGUAGUGAGCUGCCUGGUGUGGGUGCUAGGAAUGAAACUUGGUCCUCUGUGUGAGCUUAUGUGCUCUUAACCACCGAGUCAUGGUUCCGGCUCCCACCUUUUUGUUUUAAGUAUGUGCAGGAUAGUGAUGGAUGCUUAAUACUUUUUACACACUUUUAAAAAUUGUUCUUUUACCACAAUAUUUUCAGUGAGACUGUAUUUCCUCCUAGAAGACUCAGAAGUUACACACAUAGUCUCACCAACAACACUGCCUAAACAUGAGCUGAAUGAGGACAAUAAUAGACAUCCUGAAUUGGACAGCAAAGCCCACAAGGCCUCAAUCCUAUGGAAAGAACUCCAGAGAAUGAAUAAGAGGCCAGCAGCAGAGGGAAUCUUCUGAAAGAAUCUUUUGUGCACGCCUCAGAAUCGGGUAUGUUGACCUGAAGAAAUCCUUAAGAUGAAUGCAAGAAAAACAUGGAAGAAAAUAUCUACUCUAAUGAGGCCAUUCAUAAAUCACGCUGUCAGAAAAUAUCCAGUUAUAGACAAAAUGACUAUUCCCACGCUGCUCCUUUCUCCUUACCGGCACUCACUAACCCACCUCUGGAGAGUGCCUUCCCCACGGCUCCUUCACUCCAGUCAUCCUGCACCGGGACCUCCAGGUGCUCUGCCAAACUCCUUUGGACACCAUUGUACUAAGAGGGUGCUACUGUCUGACUGUUUCAGGAGAACAUUAUGUGUCCAGGCCACCUUGAAGGACUACACAGAAGGACUUUCUGAUAAAGAACAAAGAUUUGUGGAUAGACUUUAUACAGGUUUAGUUCAAGGGCAGAGAGCUUGCUUAGCAGAGGCCAUAACUCUUGUGGAAUCAACUCACACCAGGAAGAAGGAGCUGGCUCAGGUGCUUCUCCAGAGAGUCUUAGCCCACCAGCGGGAGCAGGAGCUGCGGAACCAAGGAAAGCCCCUCACAUUUCGAGUAGGAUUGUCCGGGCCCCCUGGUGCAGGAAAAUCAACCUUCAUAGAAUGUUUUGGGAAGAUGCUGACUGAGCAAGGGCACAGAUUAUCUGUGCUAGCUGUGGAUCCAUCUUCUUGCACCAGUGGUGGGUCCCUCUUAGGUGAUAAAACCCGGAUGAUUGAGCUGUCAAGAGAUAUGAAUGCAUACAUCAGGCCAUCUCCUACCAGUGGGACUCUAGGAGGGGUGACAAGGACCACAAAUGAAGCCAUCGUAUUGUGUGAAGGAGGGGGCUAUGACAUCAUUCUUAUUGAAACUGUCGGUGUGGGGCAGUCGGAGUUUGCUGUGGCUGACAUGGUUGAUAUGUUUGUUUUAUUGCUGCCACCAGCAGGAGGAGAUGAACUGCAGGGCAUCAAAAGGGGUAUAAUUGAAAUGGCAGAUUUGGUCGUUAUAACUAAAUCUGAUGGAGACUUGGUUGUGCCAGCCCGCAGGAUCCAAGCAGAGUACGUGAGUGCACUCAAGUUGCUCCGUAGGCGCUCAGAAGUCUGGAGGCCAAAGGUAAUUCGCAUUUCUGCCAGAAGUGGAGAGGGCAUCACUGAGAUGUGGGACACAAUGAGAGAGUUUCAGCACCGAAUGCUGGCCAGUGGGGAGCUAGCCGCCAAGAGACAGACACAGCACAAAGUCUGGAUGUGGAAUCUCAUUCAGGAAAACGUCUUAGAACACUUCAAGAUGCAUCCCAGCAUCCGAGAACAGAUUCCCCUGAUGGAGAGAGAGGUUCUCAGUGGAGCCCUCUCCCCAGGACGAGCAGCAGACUUAUUGCUGAAAGCUUUUAAAAGCAGACACGAAUAAAUUUAUCCUGUGCAAUCAC
Mastomys coucha (southern multimammate mouse) is the source of this 10423-nucleotide messenger RNA. RefSeq names its product metabolism of cobalamin associated A (gene Mmaa). Lineage: Eukaryota; Metazoa; Chordata; Mammalia; Rodentia; Muridae. Gene Ontology annotation, molecular function: GTPase activity; GTP binding; ATP hydrolysis activity. The record is from RefSeq and is a predicted model, not a curated record. The transcript has 8 exons. Gene Ontology annotation, cellular component: cytoplasm. Bases 9064 to 10404 code for a protein of 446 amino acids.